GGAUGCUAGGACCCCAAUGGGGCCUGGCGCAACCCGCAAGGCUUGAGCUCUGGGGGCGGGGGUGGGCAGGACCCCCGGGGUCCCAGCCGCAGAAAUCCCACCCCCUUGGGUUGGGGGGUGGGGCAGCCUUGGACACAUGCCAGGGUCAGGACGCUCGGGCCUUGUCAGCCACCUCUCUGUUCCAGAGUCUUAGGGGCUGGGCAAUGGGGUGCAGACCACGCUGCCCUGACUCCCUCCUUUGUCUCUCUCUGUCUCUGCCAUCAGUCUCUCAGCCACUGCACCUGUAAGAUGGUGAGUCUCCUCUGCUCCUUCCCCUCAAAAGGCCCAAGCCCCUUGUCAGAGGGAGGGCCCAGAGGGCAGUGUUUGGCACCCAAAAGCCUCACCCUGGGGGCUCCCCUGUGCAGACAGCUCAGACCUAUGGCCCCGGGUGCGUGGGACAUGCAGCUGCUGCGGGCUGGGCACUUCUGGCUCCCCCAGCAGCCCCGGGGACGGGCACAGGUGGUCCCCUUUGGUGGUCAUUCAUUCCACAACACCUCUUGAGCCCCUGCUAUGCACCUGACACCAUUCUAGGCUUGGGGACAUAGCAGUGAGAGCACGGUCUGGGCUCUCAGGGGACGCACACCUUCUUCUUCUUUUUGGAACACACCUUCUAAGAGAAGGCACAAGGCUCAGAAUUUGGAACUGGUCAGCCUGGAUUCGAGCCCAGGUCUCAGGUGCAGACGUGCCCUCCCGGACGCAGCACACUGCAUCCCCCGUGACUGAAGGCUAAGCCUCACUGGUCUCCUGGAGUGGGACGGGGCAGGUGCCAGGCCCCCCAAGGCCAAAGAAACCUUGUAACUUACCCAAGGUUGCUCAGGCUGUCCCCCGGAGGAUAAGCCCACUACUGUCCCCACCUAUGGUCACACAGAGUCUGAGUAGCCUCAUUGGGAGUUAGCCUGCCUCAGAGAGGGGCAGGGGUGUAAAAUGUCAUCCAAAGAAAGCAUUUCUGUGACUCAGAACAUCUGAAAAAAGGGCACCAGCUUUUUCCCCUACCAGUGCACUGCACAGGGCUGGCCACACAGUAGGUCCUCAAGGCCUACCUGGGUGGCCAUGGGACAGCUUCAUCUACACAUCCAGGUCUCAGCAGAGCUCCCCAAUGGUGAUAGACAGGUUACCGAGGCCAGAGGGGGAAUGAGCAGCCCAAGUGAUUGCUCGGUUCGUUCAUCUGUUCUCAAUCCGUGUUUACUGAGCAGCUAUGGUGUGCUAGGACUGCUUCAGUGAACAAAACAGACCAACACGUACGUCUAGUCCUACGAACCAAGCUAGGACAGGCCUCAGCGUGGGAUGGGGGGCAGUGGUCCAGCCAGCGGCACAUUGCUUUCUACCUUCCCCCCAGACCCCCUGGAGCACUGUACCUGGAGUUUGCAAAGCACCCCUACCUACAUGUUCCUGGUGACAGGCCUUCACCCCCUAAUCCAACACCAUCCCCUCCUGGUUCCUAGGACAGUGUCUGCCCUGAACAUAGCCCAAGGUUAGGGGUGUGGAGGGCUUAUACCCUUGAGUGACUUAAUGGGCUCUUUGCUCGCUCUACCCCAGACCCACCACUUCUGCCCCUCUCAGCUCUCCCUGGAUCCGCUGGGUCCCGACUGGGACUGCCCCCUGGGCACCAAGGACCUGGAGGAAGAGGAGGGUCCAUGGGGAGGAGGCUCCGGCCUGCCGCCCCCAGGCUGCUUCCCUGGCUGCUGGCGCCAGGACGUGGGCCUGGACUGCAAGGGCUCCCUCGAGGGGGCGGAGGCCCGGGCCUGGACCGUCCACGGCUACAGCCUCCUGCAGAGCUGUCUGCGGCAAGCUGGCCUUCCGGAGACCCAGGACCGCAGCCAGGCGCCCCGCACAGGCUGCCCUGGUGCGGAGGUGACCUUAUGCAUUCUGGGAUCCCCCAGCACCUUUCUGUCUGUGCUCCUGGAGGGUGGGGUCCAGAGCCCGGGAAAUAUGCUCCUCUGCCUGUCCCCUGCUUGGCUGACGAAGGUGCCAGCACCCGGGCAGCCGGGUGAGGCGGUCCUGCUGGUCUCUAAGGCUGUGAGCUUCCACCCAGGGGGCCUGACAUUCCUGGAUGACUUUGUCCCCCCACGCCGAGUCACCUACUUCCUGGCGGGCCUGGGGCUGGGACCUGGCCGGGGUCGAGAGGCAGCUGAACUUGCCCGUGACCUGACCUGCCCCACGGGAGCCUCGGCUGAGCUGGCCCGGCUGCUGGAGGACAGGCUGCUGACAAGGCGACUGCUGGCUCAGCAGGGUGGUGUGGCCGUGCCAGCGACCCUGGCUUUCACCUAUAAGCCACCGGCCCUGCUGCGGGGAGGGGAGGCCACGCCGGGCCUACGGCUGGUGGAGCUGAGUGGCAAAGAGGGCCAGGAGACACUGGUGAAGGAGGAAGUAGGGGCUUUUCUGCACUCUGGUGCCCUGGGUGAUGCCCUGCAGGUGGCCGUCAAGCUCAGUGGCUGGCGCUGGCGGGGGCGGCAGGCCCUGCGUGUGCACCCGCGAGGGGAGCUCGGCGCAGUGGCGGACACGGUGCUGGCGCUGCUGGAGAAACUGGAGGAAGAGGAGAGUGUCCUGGUGGAGGCUGUGUGCCCACCUGCCCGACUGCCUUUCCCAGGCAGUCCCCCACCUGGCCCUCAGCUGGCUGUGCGGAUCUGCGCUGUGGUCUGUCGGACCCAGGGUGACAGGCCCCUGCUGAGCAAGGUGGUGUGCAGCGUGGGCCGUGAGGACCGGCCUCUGCGGCACCAGAGCUCCUUGCCACAGACGCUGGAGGUGGCACUGGCCCGGUGCGGCCUGGGUGAGCCGGGGCAGGUGGCGGUCGUGCGACAGCACGUCAAGGCGGGGGCCGAGGCCGCGCUGGCCGCAGUGCUGGCCCUGGAGGCCGGCCUGAGCGCGGAACAGCGCGGCGGGCGCCAGGCCCGAACGGACUUCCUCGGCGUGGACUUCGCGCUGACGGUGCAGGGCCGCGCGCUGACCCCCGUGGCCCUGGAGCUGAACAGCGGCCUGUGUCUGGAGGCGUGCGGCGCGCUCGAGGGGCUGUGGGCCGCGCAGCGCCCGCGGUCGGGGGCCGAGGAAGCGGCGGCCGCGCCGCUCGUGGAGACCAUGCUGCGGCGGUCCGCGCACUACCUCAUGGAGGGCAAGCAGCUGCUGCUGAUCGGCGCCGGCGGCGUCAGCAAGAAGUUCGUGUGGGAGGCCGCGCGCCACUACGGCCUCAAGCUGCACCUGGUGGAGUCGGAUCCCAACCAUUUUGCGUCCCAGCUGGUGCAGACUUUCAUCCAUUUCGAUGUGACAGAGCACCGGCGGGAUGAAGAGAACGCACGGUCGCUGGCGGAGCUGGUGCGGGCCCGUGGCCUGCAGCUGGAUGGCUGCUUCUCCUACUGGGACGACUGCCUCGUGCUCACGGCCUUGCUCUGCCAGGAGCUGGGGCUUCCCUGCAGCCCCCCGGCUGCCAUGCGCUUGGCCAAGCAGAAGAGCUGCACCCAACUGCACCUGCUACGCUGCCACGGGCCCCCUUGGCCUGCGCCCUCCCUGCACGCCGUGCCCUGCUGCCCGCUGGAGAGGGAGGCCGAUGUGGAGAGGGCCGUCCACCAGGUGCCGCUGCCCGGCGUCAUGAAGCUGGAGUUCGGGGCGGGCGCGGUGGGUGUGCGGCUGGUGGAGGACGCGCCACAGUGCCACGAACACUUUUCCCGGAUCGCUCGUGACCUGCAGGGGGAGGCCGACCACCCCGGCAUUGGGCUGGGCUGGGGCAACGCCAUGCUGCUGAUGGAGUUUGUCGAGGGCACCGAGCACGACGUGGACCUGGUGCUGUUCGGAGGGCGCCUGCUGGCCGCCUUCGUCUCCGACAAUGGCCCCACGAGGCUGCCUGGCUUCACGGAGACGGCAGCCUGUAUGCCCACCGGGCUGGCCCCGGAGCAGGAGGCCCAGCUGGUGCAGGCAGCCUUCCGCUGUUGCCUGGGCUGUGGGCUGCUGGAUGGGGUGUUCAAUGUGGAGCUCAAGCUGACCCAGGCUGGGCCGAAACUGAUCGAGAUCAACCCCCGCAUGGGCGGCUUCUACCUGAGAGACUGGAUCCUGGAGCUCUAUGGUGUGGACCUGCUGCUGGCAGCAGCGAUGGUGGCCUGCGGCCUGCGGCCUGCCUUGCCCACCCACCCACGGGCCCGUGGCCACCUGGUGGGGGUCAUGUGCCUGGUGUCCCAGCAUCAGCAGGUGCUGAGUUCCACUGCCAGCCGCGAGACCCUGCAGGCUCUCCACGACCAGGGCCUGCUGCGCCUCAAUUUGCUGGAGGAUAUCCUGGUGCCGGGCGAGUACGAGGAGCCCUACUGCAACGUGGCCUGUGCUGGGGAGAGCCCGGCUGAGGCUCGCCUCCGCCUGCUAGGCCUCUGCCAGGGUCUGGGCAUCGAUGGGCCCCACUACCCGGUUGCCCACUUCCUGUCCCACUUCAAAUAGUGCCUCUCUCUCCCUGGACCCCUGCCCCAACCCUGGCUUGGCCCACCCCCAAGGCCUCAUGGCUGUUCCAGAGUGUCAGGGCCAUUUGACACGAAGGCUCCCGAGCUUAAGGGCCAUAAAAGAAAGUAUGGUGGGGGGGCCACUGGCCCCUCUUGCUGUCAGGUCGGCCCGAACGCCCCAGUCCUGCCCCACGAGUCUAGUCACAGAGAAGCAACAACAGCUGUGCACGUGCACACACACACCACAGGGAGGUGGGAAUGGGCCCAAACUUAGCCCCUCUUUGGCAUCCCUCCAGGUCUGUCUCUCUUCCUGCACCCUUCAGGAAGAGAGAAGCUGGGCCUCUGGCCUUGGACAAAUCCCACAAAAACCUGAGAUAAAACGGCCUGUCCUCAACCCUCAUUUAGCAAAUCCCAGGAUAUUUCCAGACCCGCUGACAACUUUUGGCAGUGCCCUGCCUGCCUUGUUGGGCCUGAGCAGUAGAAGCAGGGGACCUGGGAUCAGCAGGAACCAUUUCCUCUCCAGGUAGACACCAUUGCCCCGUUCUACAGAUGAGGAAACAGGCUCAGACAGGAACAAUCACUGCCUCAAGGUCGUACCACAGUAGCCAGGGGGUCAAGGGACAAGCUACAAGGUCCAUGUUUCCACUUUUACUAAGUCUUAUGUGCCCGCUCCACUCCUAAACCGCACUCAGCUCCCUGCCCUCAUUCAUAUGUGGCCUUAAGAUGAGGGAACGUCCCUUCCCAGGCAGCACCCACCUUCUCCACCAAGCUUUGGUACAUUGGCCUCUGGCAUAACUAACCAGCACUGGCAGAGGAAAGUCUGCACUCCCUUCCUGAUUCAGAGGAGUCUGUCCCAAUAACUCUGUCCCAAUAACCCUGUGCAGCCUGGGAGUUGUGGCCAGCUCCGCAAGCAUCCCUCUCCAAAUAAAGGCUUAUG
Enhydra lutris kenyoni (northern sea otter) is the source of this 5388-nucleotide messenger RNA. Its product is annotated as carnosine synthase 1. The coding region runs from base 1549 to 4452 and encodes 967 amino acids. Gene Ontology annotation, molecular function: ATP hydrolysis activity; carnosine synthase activity; metal ion binding. Gene Ontology annotation, biological process: carnosine biosynthetic process. The transcript has 8 exons. The record is from RefSeq and is a predicted model, not a curated record. NCBI's taxonomy places the organism in Eukaryota, Metazoa, Chordata, Mammalia, Carnivora, Mustelidae.